AUGUUUAUCAUAUGGGAUGAUUCCAUUGUAGCGUUGACCAACAAGCAUGGAAAAGGAAAAUAUUGGUUCAAGUCUGGAUGUCCUACUCCUGAUCCACGUUGGUCUAGUUGUCAGCAGCUCAUGAUCGGGCCCAUUCCAGGAGAUGUCGAGUACUCAACCCUGAGGUCGGCGUUUUUGAGCAAGGGCCACACCAUUCACCUCUUUAUUCAGAACAACCAGGCAUGGCUGGAGAAGAAUCAGGAGAAGUUCGGCAAGAAGCAGGUCAAGUUUGGAUAUGUCGUGUACACAGACCAUCAGGUUGCCCAGCGACUUCUUUCUGCCGGUCACGUCAUGGUCGGUCAUGCCAAGGUUGCUGUUAAGGAGAUGGACGGCCAGCCCGCUCAAUUUGUAAACUAAUCAUAAGUUGGAGAAGAGAUAAUCCGCAACGGCUCUUAUUGCGGAUUUUUAACAUUUAACUGGUUUCAACCCGGAUUGAAAAAAUGAUAAAUCCGAUACGCAAUCUUUGUGUUUCGCGGUUUUUUUUAUCAAUUAACUCGGGUUAACCUGGUUUUCAUUCCUUGCAUUUAUUUGUAUUUGCUAGAUGGGGAAACAAUUACGCUUUAUUUUUUAUUACAAAGCUUAAUCGCUUUUUUAAUUUGUACGAUCUCAGUAUUAUAUCAAUGAUGUUGAACCAACUCGUCGAUAUUGAUGUGCAUUCUGUGCCUUAUAUGUAACUACAAAAUAUGUAAUAUUUUUAAACCCUUGCGAUUUGACACCACACAAAUUCUAAAUUGGUCCAAUUCUCAAGGAUUCGUGUUCGUAAAAAUAAACAAUUUUAGAGAAAAGUACAAAAACAAAUUGGGAAACCCUUUGCUAAGGACUCACCGAUAAACAUUAAAUUUUAUCGUUUUUAACUGAAAAUUUUUGUAAAUUUUAGUCCAAUUUGGUUUUAAUAUCGAAUAGUGAAAUUGUAGUAAUACUCAUUAACUUAUGCAACCCUAUAUGUAAUUUUAUGAAACAUGUAAAUUUUCAGAAAUUGUAAAUUUUCGCCGAUUGUUUUUCAAAUUUUUCCCCUUUUAUGCCAUUCAUUUGCGACAAUGCCCGAAGUGCGGAAAAAUUUCUAUUUUGCCAAAUAAUUUACAUCUUGAAUUUACACCUGUUCGUUCCAGUGGAUCAGUACUAAUUAAUAAAUGCCUGAAAAUUAUAAAAUAGUAAUUUUAACCAUUGUCAACUGAAAUAAAAUUUACAAUUUGGA
Molecule: messenger RNA, 1234 nt
Organism: Eurytemora carolleeae
Lineage: Eukaryota; Metazoa; Arthropoda; Copepoda; Calanoida; Temoridae
Exons: 4
Coding region: 1-396 (131 amino acids)
Molecular function (GO): nucleic acid binding
Source: RefSeq, a predicted model, not a curated record